AAUUUCUAGAUGAGAUAAAGUUUACGGACUCAAAAAAUGAAUAGACCCUUUUGUCGGAAUUUAAAUCGCAAUGGCGUUAAAGUCUGGUCUUUAAAUUUAACAAAAUAAUCUGCAAGUAAGGUUGAAUAAAAAAGAAAGGAUGUCUUCUUGGGAUGAUGAGGAUUUUGUGCCUGAAGUUUCAACAGAAGAAGUAAUAACAGACAAAUGGGAAGGUGAAGAUGAGGACGAUGAUGUCAAGGACAAUUGGGAUGAUGAUGAUGAUGGUGAAGAAGGAAUAGACAAGACACAAACCACACCUUCUAGCCAACCGAAAAAGAAAAAACCCCUUGCAGAAAGAAUAAAAGAAAAACAAGAGAAAAGACGGCAGGAACAACUUGCAAGACAAGAGCAAAUGAAACUAGAAGAAGAAGCACAAAAAUUACUAACGCCUGAAGAACAGUUAGCCGAACAACUUAAGAACCAAAGGCUACAGGAAGAAUCUGAUUUAGAAUUAGCAAAAGAAGCAUUUGGUGUCGCAGAUGUGUUACCGGGACAAAAGACAUUUGAAAAUUUUAACCCUACGAGUAAAGAAGAAUUUAAUGAACUCUCUACAAUGAUCAGUCAAAAACUUACGGCACACGAAAACAAAUCUGAAUAUACGACAUUUCUAGAAAAUCUAUUUCGCGACUGUUGCGCCGGAGUGAAUGCCGAAGACAUCAAAAGAAUAUCGAACAGCUUAACCGUACUGGCUAAUGAGAAACAAAAAUUAUCGAAAGGUGGUAAGGCUGGCAAGAAAAAAGCAGCUGGAAAAAAGACGUUAUCUACUGGGAAGGCUGUUCGCAAUGAUAUGGAUUUUGAAGACGAUUAUUAUGAUGAGUACGAAGACUUCAUGUAAAAUUAGAUGCGAAUUAGAAAUUAAUUUAUA
Molecule: messenger RNA, 904 nt
Organism: Hydractinia symbiolongicarpus
Lineage: Eukaryota; Metazoa; Cnidaria; Hydrozoa; Anthoathecata; Hydractiniidae
Product: eukaryotic translation initiation factor 3 subunit J-like
Exons: 10
Coding region: 140-874 (244 amino acids)
Cellular component (GO): cytoplasm; eukaryotic translation initiation factor 3 complex
Molecular function (GO): translation initiation factor activity
Source: RefSeq, a predicted model, not a curated record